Molecule: messenger RNA, 1303 nt
Organism: Phragmites australis (common reed)
Lineage: Eukaryota; Viridiplantae; Streptophyta; Magnoliopsida; Poales; Poaceae
Exons: 2
Coding region: 288-1049 (253 amino acids)
Source: RefSeq, a predicted model, not a curated record
CCUUCCUUGUUGGGUCGUGCACGCAGCCUUAUUCCCUCCGGCGAGCACUGACACCCUGCGGCCAAAAGCGACAUGACCAAACUGCCCUCCCGUCCCGGUUCCAGUGUCCGGACUCUCCUUUAACUAACUCCCGGUGCCUCCACGCCAUGGAAGCUCAGCUCUCACUUGAUCACUUCCCCAUAGGGGGGAAUGCAGUAACAGCUUGAUGUGACCUCACCUUCACCUCUCCUCUCUCUUCUCUAUCUUUGUUCCCUAUCGUUCGAUUCCGCUCGUCCGCGCCAGCCCAGAUGUUUCUCCACUCCCUCUUGAUGCAAAAGAUGGCAAAGAGCACACAGCAACCAAGAAAAGAUGGCGGCGCGAGGUCAGGUCUGUCGUCCAAGAAGCCCCCGUGGUACCAGUGCGCGGUGGAGGUGCUCUUCCUCAUCUGGAAGCAGCCGGCGGCGGCGGCGCCGACGGCGACGACAAAGGCCGCUGCGGCGUCGGGGGUGACGGCGGCCUCCGGCAAGGCAGCGGCGGCGGCAUCGGGGCCGGGGAAACUGCGCAAGUCGUCGUCGCUGAACGUGGCGGCGUCGUUCACGAGGGUGUGCCUGUGCGCGCCCAUCUCCUCCUACAACAGCGAGUCGCUCUACUGCUUCCAGGCCGACGCGGCACCGCGCCGGAGCUACAGCUACCCGCGCGCGUCGUCGGCGUCCGCGUCGGGGUGCGGCGUUAGCCCACUGGUGGCCCCGCCGCCGGCCGCCGAGCAGACCAGGGGGAGGUCGCCCGCGGGCAAGGCCGGCGAGGGCGCGCGGCGGGUGUUCCGGGGCAAGUCGCUGACGGACGACAUCCUGAUGCGGCGGUUCGUGGUGGACGAGGAGGCGACGCGGCGGCGCAACGAGAUGGAGGUGAUCGGGCGGCGCCACGCGGCGGCCGCCAAGCGCCGGCGCCUGGGCCCCAGCCCGCUCCGCCGGAUGGCACUGGCGGGUUCGGAGCCAGAAGCCGACAAGGAAGCGGAAGCGUCAGCAGCCGGACGGGAAACGGACAAUUCCGCGGCAACAGCAGUAGCGUAGUCGCAAGAGCGGAGCUUUCCUGUGUGCUUUCGAUCGCCUCUGUUUUUCUUUGUCUCCCCAUGCUGUUGUUGCUGUCAGCCUGUCAUGCAAAGGAGAAGGAGAAUCUGGAGCAGUGCCAGUUUCCCAGACGUAGCAGACUCCGGCAACCAGCGCCCGCGUGAGCCCGUGAGUGCGACCACGUCCUCUUCUGCUUCGUUCGUUCUCCUUUUCCUUGGCCGUUUCGGGCACUCGGCUUGGUCCGUCCGCCGACGCGG